CGGGUUUUAGGGUUUAGGGGUUUAGCGGAGGUCGUCAAUUUGACGGAGAGGGUGUGUAGGCUUUGUGAUUGUUGCGUUAGAAUCACAGAAUGGCAGCUCUCAUUGCUUGAAGCAGGAAGAAUGUGAAUAGUUUCGUCGCGGUUUUGAAAGGAGUAGCACCAUGGCUGACUCGCCGCUUGCACAAAUUAAGGUCCAAGAGCUUCUGAAAGAAGUGCGCGUAGAUUACACCCGGUGUCGCAUUGUCGAUUCGGCUGUAGCUGCUGUGAAGGAAAGGCUUCUCAGCCUUCCGGAAAAGAAGGUUUCUGCCUCUCUGGUCUCCGCAUUUGCAAAAGAUCUCGGAGUGCCGGAGGACAAAGCUCAGCUCAAGUUCCAGAAACCCGAUGGAGUGGAGAUUGUGGGAAGUUAUGCUGUACAGACUGUUGCAAAACCUUUUCAGACAGUUGAUCUCGCCGUCAGAUUGCCUAAGUGUUGCUUCCUUGAGAAAGACUUUUUGAAUCACCGUUAUCAUGUCAAGCGAGCCCUGUACUUAGCUGUUUUGAAGAAAGCCAUCACCAAGUGUGAUUGUAUUAGCUCUACAAAAUGGAGUCUAAUUUGCGACGAUGCGCGGAAGCCAGUGCUGCUUUUGUUUCCUGCUCCUGAUGCGAAGGGCGCAACCACCAAGUUCGUCAUACGUAUUAUACCUACCAUAAGUUCCGAAACUUUCAGUGUGAACAAGCUUGCACCCUCGAAGAAUAAUUUGCGGAGUUUCAUUUCUAAAGAUGGAGUGAUUCAACCUACGCCUCAUUACAAUAGCAGUAUACUUGAAGAUAUGGCAGUAGAAUCCACUGCCGCAGUUCUGAAAGAGUCCUUUACAGGCCAUGAAUCGACGAGAGAUGCCGUGUUGCUGCUCAAGGUGUGGUGCAGGCAGCGAGGCAUUUAUGAUGCGGUGGAUUCUUUGAAUGGCUCUCUUAUCACGAUACUCGUUGCUUACCUUGCUUCUCCAGCGGGAGGAAAACGUAUCAAUGAGCAUUUGACUGCUCUUCAAAUUUUUCGUCUUACUAUGGAAUCCAUUGCAAAUGGAAAUGUGUUAGAGAAGGGUAUUUUCAUGCAGGCCGCUGGGUCGGGGAGUGUUGGGGCAGAGAUGAAAAAGGAUCUUCUUCAAGCAUUCAAAGUUGUGAUAUCUGGUUCACUGGUGUGGGUCAAUUUUGCAUCUCGAAUGUCUGCUAGUGCAUUAGCAGAGUUGAAAGGCGAAGCUUUGCGUACCUUAGCAGCGAUGAAGAACACCAAGGACGAAGGCUUUAACGCUUUGUUCAUGACCAAGAUAGAUUUUUCUGCGAAGUUUGAUUACCAUGUCAGACUAAGUCAAAAAGAGGAUGAACCUAGUUCUGCGGUAUCAACUUCUACACGGUGUUCAGAUGAAGACAGUUACAGGCUAUAUGAACAGCAACUCGAAUCUCUUCUGAUUAGGGGGCUCGGUGAUCGAGCACAGCUAGUUCGAGUCGUCAGACGGAGCUGUAGCUCAGAAUGGGUGCCCAAGGAAGGUCUAUCGAAAGUUGGGAGGGAUGACGUGUGGGUAGGCAUUUCUUUAGUUAACUUGGAUACUGCUCUGCGAAUGGCUGACGUUGGGCCAAGUGCUGAUAAUAAAGAAGAGGCCAAAAAGUUUCGAGCAUUUUGGGGCGAAAGGGCAGAACUUCGAAGGUUUAAAGACGGAAAAAUCACAGAAACUGCAGUGUGGGAGUGUGAGGGUUGGCAGAGACACUUGAUCAUUCAACGUAUUAUUGAGCAUGUUCUUCAUCGACAUUUAUCAUUACCUUCAAAGUCCCUUCAUGUUGUUGCUGGACAGCUUGAUUUUGCUCUCCUUGAGAAAGGGAUAGAUCCGACGUCAGGAUUUUCCAAACUCAUGGAGGUCUUGGGGACUCUUUCGAAAAGGUUGAGGGACAUUGAGGAUCUACCCCUUAAAGUUGUCAGUGUGCAACCUAUUAGUCCUGCAUUCAGUCAUGCAGAUGUGUUUCCUCCUCAGCCGCAUCCAUUGGCUCAAGAUGCAAGUUCUCAGAAGAUUCCUAAUGCAGCUCCUGUAUAUAUGGAUCCUCUUAAAAUUAUGUUGCAGCUGGAGGGGUCUGGGAAUUGGCCUGAAGCUCCAGUCGCUAUACGGAAAACCAAGGCUGCUUUUUGCCUACAGAUCGCUCAAAGUUUGCAGAAGAAAUGGAAUGUUGGAUGUGUUGCCGCCGAAGAUGCCAUCGAUAUCAUAGUGGAAGGUUACGUCUUUAGGCUUUUACUCAUGUAUGACAAAGAUCCCACUAGAGCCAUGACUUCCAAGGAUGAUGAGCAGCUGGGUACAGUUUCUCCCGCUCAUGACUUGUUGCUUCAAAGUUCACACGCAAGUUUAAUACAAGGCUUGCAUGGUGUGUAUCCGGCAUUUGGACCGACUGUUCGGCUUGCCAAGCGAUGGACAUGGUCGCACUUCUUUUCAGGCGCUUUGUCUGAGGAAGUCAUUGAACUACUGGUGGCUUAUGUGUUUGUUCGUCCCUCUCCGUAUCUCCCUCCUGCAUCUCGGGUCACCGGGUUUUUAAGGUUUCUUCAGCUGCUUGUCAACCAUGAAUGGGCCCUUGAGCCUCUUGUAGUGGAUGUAAAUGGUGAUCUUACUCCGAACGACUACAGUAAAAUUACUGCUAAAUUUGAUGCAGUAAGGCAUGGACCACAAAUUAAUGGAGCUGGUCCAGAUGAUAUACGAGGUCCUUCCAUGUACAUUGCAACGUCUUACGACUUUGGCUGCAAGACGUGGACACAUGAUUCUCCAUCUCAGCAGGUGCUAAAGCGGCUUAUUGCCUAUGCCAGAAGCUCAGCAAAUUUGCUCACAGAACUCAUUAAGGGCAGGGAGGACGACAGAAAAUGGCUGUCGAUCUUCAGAACACCAACUUCAAGCUAUGAUGCUCUUGUUGAGCUCCAUCUUGAUUGUCUACCUCACCCAAACCGAGUACUCUUUCCACCUGAAGGAUUAGGUGAAAGCAUUCUGAGCAAGGCAGCUCCAAAGUCAAUUUCACCAUUGUUGCCACCCGCCAUUCUGAAUAUGGGUAUCAAGGCUGCAAGGGACCAUUUAAUCAUUGGACUUAAUCCUGUGGAGGAGUUUGUUCAGGAUCUUCAGGUCAAGUAUGGUGAUGCCUGUACUGUAUGGUAUGAUCCGGUGGGGAGUAGCUUAAUUGGCUUAACGUUAUCCAACUCGGCCUUUAGCAAACAGGUAAAGAGUGCCAAACGUAAGCGAAUUGAAAACGAUACACCUAUUCUCGAUUUGGAUACAUUUUUAAAGGAUGUUGCUGCUCUAGGUGAAGGCUUAGUGAAGAAUAUAUAUUUAUCUCCUGCUGGAAGAAAAGGCAUGUGAUGCCGCAGAAUAUCAUCUCUUCAAACAAAGCUAAAUGAAGGAAGUCAUUGCUACAUUUUUCCGGCUAUGUUUCAUAUAUUUGGUUGUUGCAAGGGUUAUUCAAUUCUGAAUUUGAAGUCCACACGCAAGAUAUUUUUAGUGUAAUUAUUGUUGAUAAAAAAACUGAGUUUUCCAAUGUCCUCUUGCAUGGGUAGUUACAAAUUAGGAAAGAAUUUUGGAAGAUCUCUACAUAUUGAUUUACUGUCGAUGUGAUAUGUGAGUGCUAGGCUUGGAUUUACAAUUGGGGUUUUUCUGAACAUUGGUCAUAUCUAAAUAGAGACAUUACUCAGCAAGGUUAACUAGUUUAUAUCUUUUCAAAGAUCAUCUUAACCAGAAGGCUUUAGCCUAGUCACUAGAAACAAUCCUGCUAGUCUAUUGCAAGUUUGGAAAAAGGUUGAUUUCAUAUUCUAUAA
This is a messenger RNA of Physcomitrium patens, 3807 nucleotides long. RefSeq lists its product as uncharacterized. Lineage: Eukaryota; Viridiplantae; Streptophyta; Bryopsida; Funariales; Funariaceae. Gene Ontology annotation, biological process: rRNA processing; tRNA export from nucleus. The record is from RefSeq and is a predicted model, not a curated record. Gene Ontology annotation, cellular component: small-subunit processome; UTP-C complex; CURI complex.